Molecule: messenger RNA, 606 nt
Organism: Capsicum annuum
Lineage: Eukaryota; Viridiplantae; Streptophyta; Magnoliopsida; Solanales; Solanaceae
Exons: 1
Coding region: 1-606 (201 amino acids)
Source: RefSeq, a predicted model, not a curated record
AUGGAUGAUGAUGAUGAGUUCCACAAGAUUGUUGUGGUUAUUAAUCUGGAUAUGUCGAGCAAACAAAUUGGAAUUGGGUCAGAAAGAUCGAUGAGUGCUUGUAGUUUCGUAUUAAAUAAUUUGUAUGAAACACUGACGAAUGAUGGUGACAGUAACAACAGCGAGAAAGAAUUUUGUUUACAAGUUGAUAGAGUUCAAGAAUCUUCUGGUAGGUUUAGCAAAAAGAGAAAAUUUGAUACAGAUAUUCAGAGUGAAAAAACUAAAAUACAUUAUGCUUUUGAAGAUUUUAAUGUUCAGGAAAUUUUGAAUGCUUUGUUCGACUUCUUCACCUUGGAAAAAGGAUUUCUUCAUAAAGCUGAGGGCUUUGUUGGGAAAAUUCACAAAUUUAGGGUUAUAAAAAGUGGACUGAAGAUUAUGAAACUGAAAAUGGAAAAUGUUGCGGCUUUUGAGUUGGGAGACAUAUGCCCUGUUUGCUUGAAGAUUUUUGAAGAAGAAUCAGUCGUGGUGUUCAUGCCAUGUUCACAUAUGUUCCAUAGGAGAUGUGUAUUUACAUGGCUAUCAAACAGCAACACUUGCCCAAUAUGUAGGGAAGGUUGUUCUGUCUGA